Molecule: messenger RNA, 892 nt
Organism: Hymenoscyphus albidus
Lineage: Eukaryota; Fungi; Ascomycota; Leotiomycetes; Helotiales; Helotiaceae
Source: the annotation of a GenBank genome assembly
AUGGUUCGUACGGUUAUCAGACCCCUCGGAAAGAUUUCGAUCCAAGAGAAUUUAACUUCAAGUAUCCAGAGCCUCUUUUCCAUGAUGAUACAAGCUGACGAAGAAAGUGAUGUACCUGUAUUGAACAACCUCUCUUGGCCAGACUUGUGGAACGAGGUUUUGAGCACCGAUUUUGCCGGCGUAGAAUUUCCCGCCCAAAAUGGUGGAUUGGAGAUGAAUAACUCUGCGAUUUUUGACCCUGGGGAUGGAAUAGAGUCUUGUGCUACCCAUAAUCUACUUCCUUUAUCUCAUAAUUUGAGUCCGGAGCUUGACUUGACAAGUCAAUAUCUCUUUACAACCGGCCAAGCUCCUACACCUCCACCAGAGCAAAUAUGCUACGGAAUGGUAAGCCUUUCGCGCCUGGGAGUGAACCGUAUCAGGACGGAAUCAAGAAUAUAUUACUGUACUACUUACUAAUAAUAUACAGAUUCACAGAGCCGCCGUAAAAGUUCAAGGUGACAUGCCGGAUGUAGAGGCAAAGCUUAAAGCAGGCAAUGGCUCUGUUGAGGAGGGCUUUGACAGCUUUAGUCUCACUGGAUCUGACGAUCGACUUGUCUUGGAAUUUCCAGAUGGCUCCACAUUCGGCACCCUCAAUACUCACACUACAAGUUCUUUGAAAGACUUACUAGAUAAGCCUUCGGUCGAGUUCGAUGCACUGGGUCCUACUACACAGAUAAGAGAAGCAAUUGAAAGGGCAAUAAAUGCCAAAGACGCCUUGGUACGGGUUCACAUCAAUAUUUAUGGACCAAAAGAUACCGCUGAAGAAAUCGGACACCAUUUAUCACAACAUAAAACAUACUUGCAACGACCUGAUGUUCUCCGACGUGGGGUCAUUUACAACAAUCCACACUAG